UGCAUUGUGGCCUAUAUAUCAUCAUUAGCCCUUUGGCCUUUGGACUUUUGGAGUUUCCUCUCUUUACCUCCCCUCUUGCCUAAACCCGCCGCAUGUAUUCGCCUCACUCUCUCUUCUCUCGGCACCCCAAUACCCCCAAACCCAACCCAUCCUCCCUUAUUCUCCCCCUCUUCAACCAAAUCCAAACCCAAACCCCCUCCCCAGAAUGCCAUUACAACCGAGCCACAGCCUUGGCAACCCAACUCGAGUCCUGCGCCGGCCCAUCCGAGCUCGCCCCAAUCCACGCCUACGUCCUCCGCCGCCACCUCCUCCUCGCCCCCUUCCAUUGGAACGCCCUCAUGCGCUCCUACCUCCGCCACGCCCGCCCCCUCCGCGCCCUCCUCCUCUUCGCCCAAAUGUCCUCCUCCGGCGCCACCCCCGACUCUUACUCCCUCCCCAUCGCCCUCAAAGCCGCCUCCCAGACGUUUUCUCUUUCCUCCGGCCGCCAGCUCCACACCGCCACCGUCAAGCUCGGCCUCGAGUUCAAUGAGUUCUGCGAGAGCGGCCUCAUCAGCAUCUACGCCAAAACCGGCGAGUUCGAGUCUGCCCUCAAGAUGUUCGACCAAAAUCCCCAACGAAAGCUCGGCUCCUGGAACGCCAUCAUAGGCGGCCUCGCCCAAGGCGGCCGCUUGGCCGAGGCUAUUGACAUGUUCAUCAAGCUAAGGCGAGCCAGUUUGGUCCCGGACGACGUGACCAUGGUCAGCGUCGCCUCGGCUUGCGGCGGGUUGGGCGACCUCAACCUAGCCCAACAGGUCCACAAAUGUGUCCUCCAAGCCCAAAAUUUAGGCAGACUCGACGUUAUGGUGUGCAAUUCCUUGGUGGACAUGUAUUCCAAGUGUGGACGGACGGAUUUGGCUUAUCAGGUUUUCCGCAGGGUGACGCCGAAGAACGUAGCAACGUGGACGGCUAUGAUCAUGGGUCUGGCGACGCACGGGAAGGUGGGUCCCGCGCUGGAGUUUUUCAAGGCGAUGAGGGAGGAGGGGGUGAAGCCGAAUCACGUGACGAUGGUUGGCGUGCUGUGCGCGUGCGCGCAUGGAGGGAGAAUAGAGGAGGGAAUGAGGUAUUUGAAUGGUAUGGCAAGGGAGUGGGGGGUGGAGCCAACAGUGGCGCAUUAUGGUUGUGUGGCGGAUAUGCUGGGGAAGGUAGGGAGGCUGGCGGAGGCGCGGACGGUGGUGGAGAAUAUGCCGGUGGCAGCGAACGCGGUGGUGUGGGGGACGCUGCUGGGGGCAAGCGAGAAGCACGGUGAUGCCGAGGUGGGGGAGUGGGCGGCGGGGAAGCUGCUGGAGCUCGAGCCGUGGAAUGAUGGGGUGUACGUAGUGCUGUCGAAUAUUUAUGCGGGGAAGGGGAUGUGGGGGGAGGUGGAGAGGUUGAGGAGGUUGAUGAGGAAGAGGAGGGUGGCAAAGACGCCAGGGUAUAGCUUGGCAGCCAUGUCAGCUUGAAUUGGAGCGGCAUUUGCUGGUUUGAGUCAAAGAGGACUG
Molecule: messenger RNA, 1517 nt
Organism: Phoenix dactylifera (date palm)
Lineage: Eukaryota; Viridiplantae; Streptophyta; Magnoliopsida; Arecales; Arecaceae
Product: Tetratricopeptide repeat (TPR)-like superfamily protein
Biological process (GO): RNA modification
Molecular function (GO): protein binding; RNA binding
Source: RefSeq, a predicted model, not a curated record